Elgaria multicarinata webbii is the source of this 11534-nucleotide messenger RNA. It is a transcript of the gene CMYA5, whose product is annotated as cardiomyopathy associated 5. Gene Ontology annotation, cellular component: cytoplasm. Bases 104 to 11509 code for a protein of 3801 amino acids. Gene Ontology annotation, molecular function: protein binding. The record is from RefSeq and is a predicted model, not a curated record. Lineage: Eukaryota; Metazoa; Chordata; Lepidosauria; Squamata; Anguidae. The transcript is spliced from 13 exons.
CAGGAGAGCUGAGUUGCUUUGGAUGACAGUUUGCUUCAGGCAGCCCUGGAGACCAUUGAAUAGAGGGGAGAAAACACAGCAAGGGGACUGACCUGGGGAUAAAAUGGAGACUGACUGCAACUCAGAGUAUGAUGGAUCACCUGAUGUCUCCGUGGAAGAUGAGGAGGAUGAGGAUGAAGAGGGACCCCAAGAACAACAGCUUACGCGCAGCAGUUUAAAAAAACUUAACCAGAAUGAAGAGGUGAAAUCCAAGUUGUCUGAUGCUAUGGAUGCUGUUCAAAGUGAAGAUAGUGGGUUGACAUGGGAGACCAGUUCGAGUAGAUGUUCCACAUCCCAGGCCUCAGAAACUAGCACUACAUCCGGUGUUUAUAGUAUGGAAAAUUCAUUCAUGGAUUGUCCCCCAGGAAAAGUUAUGUUUCCAAUGGAUGAGGAAAAGACGGCUCAGAAAAGACCAAGCAGCUCACCAGAUCAGAGACCAUUGUCUCCAAAUGAGAAGAUCAGCACGGACAGUACAAAAUGCGACUUUUCCAGAAAGCCAAUGCAAGUAAAAGCUCAAGAAAGAGAAUUAGAUCCCUCUGAUCCACACUCAUGGCCCUUUCAAGUACAACCAUCUAAGAUUAAAGAUUACUUGGUACAAAUCACCCAGGACGUUGCAGAUUCAUUGCCAGAAGAAAAAGAAAAUGCUUUGAUGAAGAAGGGAGAGUUGCCUCUCAAAGGUACGGUGAGAGCUAGGAUUCAGCUUAUCACUGCAGUGCUGGAAGAAAGACAUAAAAAGAUUUUCCGGAGGGUGAACGGAAAAGAUUUGCCUCCUCCUCCAGAUGUAAUCAAGAAGCCGAGGGAACAGCCCAAAAUUUUCUCCAGGCAAGGCAUCUCUGUAUCUUUAAGGCAUAUUGAACGAGAUGCCACCGAUAAGAAUAACAAGAAGGAAAUUUUGCGUUAUAAUCUCAAGCACGUGGAGACAAAUAUUUCAAAGUCUGGUGCGUCUGUUCCCUAUAACAAAGAUGAGAAGCGAAUGCGGCGAUCUUUUCUGCCCGAAACUCUAAAUAAGGCUUCUGAAAAGCUACCACCAAUUUCAUCGCUCCUGGCUGACAAAGCAAAGAAGCCAGAUACCAAAUCAUAUUCACUUGGAAUGCAAACAUCUGUCCCAGAACAGGUAAGCUUUGCUCCAGAUCGUCCUGACAAAACAGAAAAAAGGGAAUCACAAGCUCUUCUUGCUGGUACAGCAAAGGUCAUGCCAGAAGAGUCAGCCAACCUCCUUGCUGAGAUGGAGAGGCAGGAAAUGCAAGAUUAUUCACCAGUGACCACAGAGGACACCGAUAGAUCAGAAAAACCAAAGGCUCUGCUAGAGAGGGAAACAGUUCAGCCUUGCUCACCUGUUUCUGCUGAACCUCUUUCUUAUCCUGUGAGCAAACCAGAGAAUCAGUCCGACUCAAUGGUAACUGUGCUAUCAGAAACCACAGCCCAGGAUGUGCAAUACCCAAAUAAUGCUGUAGCUAUGCAGCAUGCAUCUGAGCAGUCUGUUUCAGCUGAAACUAGAAACCAAGAUAUUGAAUUCACAGCCCCUUCACAAUUAGAGAUCAAAGACGCAGCCUUGUUGCAUUCUGCUGAAGAAACAGGGAAACAAGCUGUCCCUCUUUACUCACCUGAAACAGCAGAGCCUCUGUCCAAACAGGCAGAACUACCACCUUCUGUUAGCUCCGCAGAAGAGCAAGAAAAGGAACAGUCAGAGGUGGGACGCUCAAAAGAAGUAGUGCAGGAGCAAUUGGCCAUGUGUUUACAAGCAGAGUCGGGGCAUCUGCACGUGUUGCAUUCAAUGAAAGAACCAGAGCCUGGAGAAACUGUAACUGAUUUAGGUUCUACAACUAGCAGAAUAGAAACACAAGAACCCCAGAUUGGUUCAUAUACAACUACAGAAAAGCAUUCUGAGCUUUUGCAGCCCUCAUAUUUUACAGAUGAAGCAGAGCAAAAGGAAAAAGAGCAUCUUGAAUCAGAAUUCACAAAGCAAGCUGCGACCGCACAGGAUUCUGUGACCGCAUUCCUAGAGCCGAAGCAUCCAGAUGAGUCACACUUAAGAGGCCAAGGGGAGAUUCAGACUGCACAGCCAGAAACUCAGCAUCCCGAUUCCUCUCUCCCCAUUGCUGAUGCUCACAGACAAGAAACUCACUCAGACUCUACAGCAGUAGCACAACCAGAAAGUGAACAUCCAGUUAUCUCUGAACCCAUAAAGGCACCACAGGGAUCAGAACACUUGGAGCCAUCACAUCUGAAAGCUGAAGAAGUAAAGCAAGACUCCCCUUUUGAAAUGCAUUCUGAGCUUCCGCAGCCCCCCUAUUUCACAGGUGAAGCAAAGAAAAAAGAAAAAAAGCGUAUGGAAUCAGAAUUCACAAAGCAAGCUGCUCCGGCACAGGACUCUGUGACCACAUUCCUAGAGCCGAAACAUCCAGAUGUGUCACAUUCAAGAGGCCAAGGAGAGAAUCAGACGGCACAACCAGAAACUCCGUGUCCCGAUUUAUCCCUCCCUGUUGCUGAUGCGCACAUGGAAGAAACUCGCUCAGACUCUAGAGUAAUAGCACAACCAGAAAGUGAACAUCCAGUUAUUUCUGAACCCAUAAAGGCAUCACAGGGAUCAGAACCCUUGGGGCCAUCAUAUCUCAAAACUAAAGUAAAGCAAGACUCUUCUGUUGAAGAGCAUUCUGAGCUUCCACUGACCUCUUAUUUUACAGGUGAAGCACAGCAAAAAGGAAAAGAGCAUCUGAAAUCAGAAUUCACAAAGCAAACUGCUCAGGCACAGGUCUCUGUGAGCACAUCCCUAGAGCCAAAGCAUCCAGAUGUAUCAUACUCACAUGGCCAAGGGGAGAUUCAAACUGCACAGCCAGAAACUCAGUGCCCCGAUUUAUCCCUCCUUGUUGCUGAUGUCCACAGAGAAGAAACUCACUCAGACUCUACAGCAAUAACACACCCAGAAAGUGAACAUCCAGUUAUCUCUGAACCGAUAAAGGCACCACAGGGAUCAGAAUCCUUGGGGCCAUCACAUCUCAAAGGUAAAGAAGAAAAUAAAUACUCCCCUGCUGAAGCACUCAACUUGUCAGAGCAGCUACCACCUAUUUCAUCUCUUCUGACUGAAAAUACAGAAAAGCAGGAAACUCAGUUGACUUCACUAGUAACUGCAGCACCACUGUCAAAGCAGCCACACUCUGUUUUACCAUGUCCAACUGAACAAAUGGCAAAGCAAGAGAAUCUGCCCCAACUUCCUGAGAUAGCUACUGUGGCAGCAGAAGCAUCAUUCACCACUGCGGCCUUCCAAAAUGAGGAAGUGACAGAAGUAGAGUUUCAGCCCUUGUUGCCCACAGAAGUUUCAUCAGAAGAAUUACUGCCGAUUUCAAGAGAGCCAGAUGUUGCCAUGGAGAGGAAAACAACUCACCUUGUUUCACCUUUACCUGGCGAACCUCCAAGUGAAGCAUCUGUUCUGUCCCAAGAAAAAGUGAGGUUAGAAAACCAGCUCUAUCCAUCUAUGAAUGCAAGGCUGUGCUCUGAGAGUCAGGAUGAAUCCCAUCCCACCAUAAAUGAAGGCCAGCAAGAAGGCUGGUUUGAGCUGGACCGUUUGGUUGAAUUUCAAUCAAGAAAGCAGACUAUGAAACAGAAUUCUUCUGUAUCAUUCCAGCUGGAAGAAACAAUUGCAUUGCACUCUGUUGAUGAAGGAGAGAGAAACGAUAGGCAUCCUGACAAACCCAUCACUAAGCCUGGGCAUCCAGAUCCAUUGCAUCCUGAUUGUGUUCUGGAAAAGCAGGAGAGGACACAGACUGAUAUUGAGAAAACUACUCAGCAGUUAUCACAUACAGUUCUACCAAUGGAAGCAGAUACAUUACAGUCAGCAGAAGAAGCAGAGAUAAAUGGGAUCCCACCUCAUUUGCCUGCAACUGCACAAAAUUUAUCCAACUCAGUUUAUUUACUGGGAACGCAAGAAAAGCAGUGUGUUUUAACAGAAACAGCAACCCUAGAUUCUGUACCAUCCAUUACAGCCGAAGCAGAGAAAUACAACACUACAGAACCUGAAUCAAAACAUAUGGGAAAGCAAAGUAUUCAGGCUGUACCUGCAGAGUUAGAGCCAGACUAUCCAAAUGUGUCACAUUCCAUAUCUGAAUCAGGAAAGCCUUUAGAUGUAUCUUUCCCAUUUCCAAGUGCAGAGGAAAGAGACCUUCAAUCACAUCGGUCUGUGACUUCAGAAUCAGAUGGUGAAGGCCCAAUUUCAUCAGAAAGGAAGAGAGAAGAAGCUGGACUUCAUUCACUCAUCACGCCAAUGUCAGAAUGGGAAUGUCCUACUGCUGCUCCAGAAACACAGAGAAGCCAAAAGGGUUUAUUUGAUAGUUCAUUGAAUGAGGUAUCCAAACCAUCUCUAAUAAUGGUAUCACUUGUUCCUGAUGAAAUAAAGCAUCAGGCAGUUGCUGCAGAGACCACAGUCAGUUCAGUGCUGGCCUCAGAACAGGCAAACUUCCUUUCACCGGAGCGUAAGGACAAAGCUGAGCAAGAAGGAAGUCAGUUCCCUUUUCCUACUGAGACUCCAAGAAUGGUUCCUGAAGACUCACCAUCCUUUACAACUUUCCCCGUUGGUGAAGCCAGGGAAGAGCCGCUUUAUUCACCUAUGGCCCCAAAGAUUGGGACAGAGGAAUCAAACUCCAUCCCCGAAGACUUUGUUUCUGUAGAAGUAAAGGAAAUGGUUCCUCCUGUCUCAGAACUACUUUCUCCUGAAACCAUUUCAUCAUAUGUUGCUGCUGUAGGAGAGAAACAAGACCAGUCAAAACAUAUGAGAAAGCAAACUAUUCAAGCUGAAACUGCAGAGUUAGAGCCAGACUUUCCAAAUGUGACACAUUCAGGAUCUGAAGCAGGAAAACUUUUAGAUGCAUCCUCCCCAGUUCCAAGCACAGAGGAAGGAGACCUUCAAUCACAUCGGUCUGUGACUUCAGAAUCAGAUGGUGAAGGCCCAAUUUCAUCAGAAAGGAAGAGAGAAGAAGCUGGACUUCAUUCACUCAUCACGCCAAUGUCAGAAUGGGAAUGUCCUACUGCUGCUCCAGAAACACAGAGAAGCCAAAAGGGUUUAUUUGAUAGUUCAUUGAAUGAGGCAUCCGAACCAUCUCCAGUAGUAGUAACAUUUGUUCCUGAUGAAAUAAAGCAUCAGGCAGUUGCUGCAGAGACCACAGUCAGUUCAGUGCUGGCCUCAGAACAGGCAAACUUCCUUUCACCGGAGCUUAAGGACAAAGCUGAGCAAGAAGGAAGUCAGUUCCCUUUUCCUACUGAGACUCCAAGAAUGGUUCCUGAAGACUCACCAUCCUUUACAACUUUCCCCGUUGGUGAAGCCAGGGAAGAGCCGCUUUAUUCACCUAUGGCCCCAAAGAUUGGGACAGAGGAAUCAAACUCCAUCCCCGAAGACUUUGUUUCUGUAGAAGUAAAGGAAAUGGUUCCUCCUGUCUCAGAACUACUUUCUCCUGAAACCAUUUCAUCAUAUGCUGCUGCUGUAGGAGAGAAACAAGACCAGUCAAAACAUAUGAGAAAGCAAACUAUUCAAGCUGAAACUGCAGAGUUAGAGCCAGACUUUCCAAAUGUGACACAUUCAGGAUCUGAAGCAGGAAAACUUUUAGAUGCAUCCUCCCCAGUUCCAAGCACAGAGGAAGGAGACCUUCAAUCACAUCUGCCUGUGACUCCAGAAUGGGAAGGUGAACACCCAGUUUCAUCAGAAAGGGAGAAAGACGAAAGUGGACUUUAUCCAUUUAUAACUCCUACAUCAAAAGUGGAAUGCCCUACUGCUGCUCCGGAAACACAGGGAAGCCAAAAUGAUUCAUUUGAAAGUCCAUUGAAUGAGGUAUCCAAACCAUCUCUAAUAAUGGUAUCAUUUGUUCCUGAUGAAAUAAAGCAUCAGGCAGUUGCUGCAGAGACCACAGUCAGUUCAGUGCUGGCCUCAGAACAGGCAAACUUCCUUUCACCGGAGCUUAAGGACAAAGCUGAGAUAGAAGGAAGUCAGUUCCCUUUUCCUGCUGCGAUUCCAAAAAUGGUGCCAGAAGAGUCACCAUCCUUUACAACUUUCCCCGUUGGUGAAGCCAGGGAAGAGCUGCUUUAUUCACCUAUGGCCCCAAAGAUUGGGACAGAGGAAUCAAACUCCAUUCCAGAAGAUAUUGUUUCUGAAGAAGUGAAGGGAAUACAUCCUCCUCUUUCAUUGUAUGCGACUGUAGGAGAAAAACAAGAGCAGUUUCAUUCAUUUUUUAAUGAAGAGUCUCUGGCUGCUGAAAAAGAAGAUAUGCAAGAUGCUCAGUUUAAUUUCCUUGUUACUGCACAGUCUGAAAUGAGGAAUCAGGAUUUCCAGCCAUAUUGUCCUACGACAACACAGCCAGAGCUAGAAGAUUUGACCUUAUUGAAUUCAACUGAAGAGGUCAGGAAACAAGAGACCCCUCUAUGUCCACCUUCUGCUUUGCCAUCUGCACCCAGACAUCAAGAAUUAUUGGGUCACAAGGGAGAACAAGGAACUCAAGAAAGGAUAAUGUUGGAGUCUGAACAUUCAAAGGAGCAUGAUGCUACUUUAAAGCCAUCUAUCAUGCAACAGGAAUUGGAACAAGUAAAGUUACUGCGGUUAGUAAAAGAAUCAGCCAUAGAAGGAAAUCAGCCUUAUUCUUCUAUAACUGUUCAAGAUUCACCCCAAGCAGCUGAUGAGACAGAAAGACAGCAACACCAGGGCUCUGUUUCUCAAACUGCAGAAGUGGGUUCUGGAGUUUCUAUGUUAUCAGAGUUGAUGGAUGAAGCAAAGAAACAAGAACUUCCUCCACCACUGUCUGAAGUUGCUCCGUUAGAAUGUAAAGACUCUGUUUUGUCCACAGUGGAAUGGGGGGAAGUCCAACAUCCACUGGAUCUGGGACAUUUAGGUUUAUCUCAUUCCACAGAAACACAGCUCUCUUCAUCUGAAGCACAAAAUCAGACUUCCAAACAACCACCAUCAGUUUCAUCUCUGCUCACCAAGGAAGUGGAGGAGCAGGAAGUCAAGUCACAUCCAGCAGCAGCCUCAAUGUCAUCAUCUGUCUUGAGUCAAUCCAGCUCUGCCCUGCUGGAUCUAAUGGAAGAGGACGAGAAACAAAAAAAUCAGCCUUGCUCUCCUGAGGUAGCAAAUGUGAUGCCAGAAGAGCCCUUGUCCAUUGCUGCAUUCCUUCUUUCUGAGGCAAAAACAAUACAUGCAUCUUUUCGUCAAACCUCAGAAACAGAGACUCUAGAUGCUAAAUCUUCUUUCAAGGAAGCUGGUUUGUUGAUCGAAAGAUCAGGAAGUGCUUCAGCUCUUCCUCCUGAGACAAAUGUAACGAUGAAGAGAGAAGACCAGCCUUCUACAACACAUUUUGAGUCCGAACAGUUUGCUAGUAAACCUCAAGCAGAUGUUAUUUCAAGAUGUUCCCUUGAAGGUAUAAAGGAAAACAUCCCUGAUAUUCCUCCACUACCUAAUGUAAUUCUGAAUGAGCCUUCCAAUGCCUUGAUACUAGAACCCAUGAAUUAUACCCACACACUUAACCUACAUUCAUCACUAAGUUUAGAAGACUCAGAUACAACUGUCAACAAGGCUAUGGUGGAGAGAGCUCUGAAAGAACCUGAAAUCUACUUACAAAAAGAAAAGGACUUAAAAGAUGAUGAGAAAUGGAGUGAAGAAUCCAUACCUGCUCCUGAACUUGAUCAAGGAAAUGACACAUUUGCUAUUUCUGAAGGUUGCGAGGAAGCAAAUAUUCAUGUUCCUCCACUAAUUUCUUCUGCUGACAAAGAAGACAAGCAUGUACUAGAGAGUUUAGAAUGCUUGGAAAAAGUUCCAGUGCUGAAAGCAAAACCAUUUGAUGAGGCUGAAGGUGUGGUUGUUGACCAUGAACCUUCAGUGUGUAAACUGAAUGGAAAAACUUUAGAAGGCUUAAGAGCAGACAACCGUGAAACUAAGGGAAAUGAAUCAAAGGAACUUGUCAAAGAAAAAGAUGCCCAGGAAAAUGUAGAAACCACAAUGGAAGUUUCUUUUGUUCCAGAAAACAUGGGUGAUGGCAUUUUAAAUGCCACUCGUAUUGAUUACAUUGAAAAGUAUACCUUGAUUGAUGAUGCUUCCUUCACCCAGACAGGAAAAGAACAGCUUCUUAAAGAUGUGCAGAGGCCAUUUGAUGUUACAAAUGAAAAUUCUGAGGAAGGUACAUCUCCAGUUGCAAGCGCAGAGAAUACUUUAGAAUUGUCUUUAUUAGAAAGAGAUUUCAAUAAAGCCAAGAAAGAAAACACCCAUGAAGACACUUCGAAGAUAUUAAAUGAAGAUGAAACUGUGAGAGGAAAUUAUGAAAACACAGAGGGUGAACCUAACUUAGUAGGUGCUGAUACACCCUUAUUUAACUCAGAAAAAGAUGAAUUAUCCCAAUCUCCGUUAUUUCCCUUGCCUGUCACUGCAGUGAACCCUGAGCUUCUGGAGGUGCCACCUACUUUGGCAUUUUUCUACAAAGAUCUCUAUAAAGAAAUAGUGGAAGGAACUAAAGAAGAUAGCAGCAAAUGUCCAUCCAGUGAAGAAACUGACAAGCCUUUUCAUACUAGACGCCAUGCUUCAGAUGAUGGGUCUGGAAUAUACUUUGAAAAGGACAUUCCCAAUGAUUAUACUCCAAAUAAUUUGGAAGAAUCCCAGAAGGAGAAAGUUCUAAAAGAUCAGCCUAUUAAUGAACAAGCUUUAAACCAAACAAGAGUCUCAGAAAUUACAUGGGAACCAAGUGAAAAGGUUCACGAGCCUAUUCACACUCUAGCUGAAGCAAAUGCCCAUAGAGGGCUCUUAUCACCAAGUGGAGUUGUGGAGGGUCUGAGUGAUACAUUGAUAGAGAGGCCAACUGAGAUUGUGAGUGACAUAAAAGUUGGGAUUUGCCAGCCAACACAUGCAAUUCCUUUUGGAAGUGGGCUCUACAGCUCGGGUGCAAGCAAUGAUGAUAGCAGUCAAAGAAGAGAAGAAGAAUCCUUGUCUGAAGAAACAGACCAAGUGUUACCCGAGGAGACGAGUGAUGAGGAGUCUAGUCCAAUACUUGAUUAUGCAGCAACUGUCUAUCAAAAUGAAGCACUUGUGCAAGAUGAAUCACAGAAUGUUGCUUGUUUGGAAGUUGACCAAAACCAACAAUCUGAAAUAACAGAAGUUCACGAAGUUGAUAAUUAUGUUGUCAGAAAACCUGUUGAAGAAAGCACACGUUCUCUUGAAGCAUUGCAGCAUGUUGACAGUCACCAGCAAAGUGAUGGACAACCAGAAGGCAAGUUAAUGUCAGUCCUUGACGAGCCCAUGGCACAAGAUGCACAUCCUUUAGAUCAGGAGCAUCUCCCAUAUUUGGACACUGAGAGGCAAACUUCUGAAAAAAGCAUUGGAGAAAAUAUUGCCCAGGAACUAACUGAACACAACAUAGAAACAAUAGACCAACUAGAACCAGAAGCAAUAAAUGAUAAACCAUUUGUGGAAUUGGACUACUCUCUCCUGUCACAUGAUUUUGAUACCUAUCCAUUGUACUCAAUAAAAGAAGAAGAGUACAGUGACACUGAUGAAGAUCUAGCUGAGCUUAUGGACUAUGAAAUGGUUGGCCGUGAUGACGUCUUUCGGGAAGAAACCUCCUCAGAAGCGGCUCAUGAAGAACUGCUGUUUGACGACAGAAAAUCCUCAGAUCAUAUUAGUGAUAGUUAUGAAUUUGUGAAUGAAAGAGAAGCAAGUAUGUAUGCUGAAGAAGAGGAAUUUGAGUUGAUGGAUUCUGGAAAGCCACCAAGAAAUGCUCCAGAAACUGAGAUCCUACAGAAAGAAAUAGAGCAGGCAGAUUUGGAUACCUACUGCUACCAGUGUAAAUGUCCCAUCUCUGGUGAGGACAAGCUCUUUGGGGAGCAUAAAGAGCAUGAUGUGACGGACUUGGAUACAGCCGUGGCUUUAUUAAAGGGUCAAUUGAAUGGAUUCCUAGAUGUUUUGCAAGAAAGGGCUUUGAAGAUUGAGGGGUUUGUCAGUGAAAUAGAGGCUCUGUUUAAUUCUCUUGAGGAAAACUGUAAGGAAAAGGAACAGCUUUUGGAAGAGCAAAAUGAAAGCAUUGUCAAGAUGGUGAUAGGCCAUCAUGACAGAAAGGCACAGAGCUUUGAGGAAACAAAGAACACAAAAAUGGAGUAUCUUUAUGAACAGAUGGUGAAUUUUCAAGAAUAUAUCGAUACAGCAAAAGAUACUCUGGAGGCUAUAAUAAAGGGAACUGAGGGAAUGGAUGAUUUUGUUUUCCUAAAGUCAUCGGAAGAAAUAAACAAAAGGUUACUUUCUUCAGUGGAGAAUAUUCUAACUUUGGAAAAGAUGCCUGCUGCAUUCUCACAGUUUGAACAUUAUGCAGGUGGUUCAGCAAAUGGUGAACAGACCUUAAAACACAUGCCUGUGCCUCACACUCCCAAAUUACAUCCCCAGGAUCCAAGCUCAGCUACCAGCACAUCGAUUGCAGUGUAUUGGACUGUGAAUGAAGAUGAUGUCAUUGAUUUCUUCCAGGUUUAUUGCAUGGAGGAGUAUCCGGGAAGCAAAGAACAAAGCGGCUUGGUAGAAGAAUAUCGUGUCACUGUGAAGGAGAGCAACUGCAUUUUGGAAGAUCUGGAACCUGGUCACUCUUACAGUGUAUGGGUUAUGGCUGUGAAUCACACCGGAUGUAGCUUUCCCAGUGACAAAUCCACAUUUAGAACUGCUCCCCCAACUCCUGUAAUAAAGGCAGAAGAAUGUACUGUGUGUUCGGAUACUGCCACCAUUCGAUGGAGCACUGGCCACCCAGAAGCGACAGAUUCCUUCACGCUCGAGUAUUGCAGACAGUACUCUCCUGAAGGGGAAGGUCUCAGAUCUCUAGCUGGAAUUAAAAGACCUGAAAUGAAGGUUCGUCUAGAGUCAAAUGUAAAUUAUUUCUUCUACGUGAGAGCAGUUAACACUUUCGGAAUGAGUGAACAGAGCGAAGCUGCUCUCAUCUCAACAAAAGGAACUAGAUUUCACAUAAUGAAAGGAACAGCUCACCCUGCAUUGCAAGUGUCACCGAAUGGAACCAUGAUAUGCCUUGCUGAGGGCAGUAAAUUUGCUGGAACCUCACCAAUACUGGGCGAGCUCUUGUCCACUCGAGGACAACACUAUUGGGAAACCACUGUGACUGGCUGUGCAGCUUAUAAGGUUGGGAUCUGCUACUCCCCUGUACGACCAGACAGCGUCCUGGGGCAGAACGAUACCUCCUGGUGCUUGCAUUGUCCGAGCAAAACAAGUUUUCUAUAUAAAGUCCUCCACAACGGUGAGAUGAGUGAUGUCAUUGUGACAGAACAGCCGCCCCGGAUUGGCAUUCUGUUGGACUAUAAUACUGGAAGGCUUUUAUUUUUCAAUGCAGAAAGAGGUCAAGUGCUGUCUGCCAUCAGGCACAAAUUCACAGAAGCUGCACAUCCUGCCUUUGUGUUGGAGCAUCCAGGAGUCCUUAACCUGCAUACGGGCAUGGAGCUACCAGAGUUUGUGGAGCAAAGCUAAAUGUUUUCUUUCAAGCCACUUGCAA